GGUUCCGCACGCGCCCGGCUAGUAGGAGCAGGGCUGCCGGGCGGAGGGGUUGGCUCUGCUGGGAUCCCAGCGGGAAGAACAUGAACGGGACGCGGAACUGGUGUACGGUCGUAGACGUACACCCGGAGGGCGAAACCACGGGCAGCGUGGACAUUCUCAGGCUGACUCUCCAGCAUGAACUAACAGGAGAGGAACUUGAGCACAUAGCCCAGAAGGCGGGCAGGAAGACCUACGCCAUGGUGUCCGGCCUCUCGGCUGGUCACGCUCUGGCCUCGGAGCUGGUGGAGUCCAACGAUGGACACGAGGAGAUCAUAAAGGUGUACUUGAAGGGAAGGUCAGGAGACAAGAUGAUCCAUGAGAAGAGUGUUAACCAGCUCAAGAGUGAGGUCCAGUACAUCCAGGAGGCCAGGAGCUGCCUGCAGAAGCUCCGGGAAGAUAUAAGCAGCAAGCUUGACAGGGAUCCAGAAGACUCCGUUCAUCAACAGGAGCUGCAGGUGGUGCUCGAAAAGCCCAAUGGCUUUAGUGAGGGUCCUCUGAGCCUGUACAGCAGGCCACCUGAGGUAGAGACCUUCAUAAAUGACGACGUUGAGAGUUUAAGAAAAACUGUGCAGAAUUUGCGUGCCAAACUGCGGGAGGCAGAGCGGCAACAGCAGUCAGACCGGGCAGCUUUCGAGGUCACACUCAGCCACUACCAGCGAGAAGCAGAACAGAGUAAUGUGGCCCUUCGGAGAGAGGAGGACAGAGCGGAGCAGAAAGAGGCAGAAAUUGGGGAGCUGCAGAGGCGCCUGCUGGGCAUGGAGAUGGAGCAUCAGGCCUUGCUGGCGAAAGUCAGAGAAGGGGAGACAGCCCUGGAGGAACUCCGAGGCAAGGACGCUGACUGCCGAGCGGAGCAAGAAAAGGCUGCUGCCUUGGAAAAGGAGGUGGCAGGGUUGCGGGAGAAGAUCCACCACCUGGACGACAUGCUCAAGAGCCAGCAGCGGAAAGUCCGGCAGAUGAUAGAGCAGCUCCAGAAUUCGAAAGCUGUGAUCCAGUCAAAGGAUGCCACCAUCCAGGAGCUCAAGGAGAAGGUUGCUUAUCUGGAGGCAGAGAAUUUGGAGAUGCACGACCGGAUGGAACACCUGAUAGAGAAACAGAUCAGCCAUGGUAACUUCAGCACUCAGACCCGGGCCAAGACGGAGAACCUGGGCAGUGUCAGGAUAUCUAAGCCCCCCAGCCCCAAGCCCUUGCCUCUCAUCCGAGUGGUGGAAACCUGAGCUUGAGGAGACACACAAGGAUAUGUAUGCUGCUGGUGCUGCCACCUCUGGCCCGUGGAGAAGCCACCAACCCGCAGGGUGUUAACACUGACUUUGACUUCUGCAUUGUUCCCUGGCUGCGCUAGGGCCUGGGGACCGUGUGUCUUACAGGUCCCUAGCUCUAGCCCUCUGUUUGCUGGGUGCAUGGAGCACGAGCACCUCCUCUGGACACUGCAGCCCUUGGGAGAUGGUGUCCUGCCAGCGGGAGCCGGGCAAUGUCUUUUUCCCGUAGUUGUAUUUUUCUCUGUAGCAGAGCCUUCCUUCUGUUGUAUACUGGAAUCCAGCUGUCCCUGAGGCCCAGCCCUCCUCUGGUUGGGAGAAGUGUCAAGAUUUGUCUCAGCCCUAAAAGCCGAAGGCACAGAUGUCCGGAGCGAUUGGCGUGUGUCCUGGGGAAUGGAGUUCCUUCUACAAACACAGCUCGGCACUCAGCAGCUCUCUCCCCUCAGUCCGUACUGAUCUGGGCCUCUUCCAGACGGUUGGGCGGCCUGUCUGGGCCUGGCCAGAGCCAGGAAACUAAACUCACUGCAGAGCCUUGUCUUUCUGGGACAAGAGAAUGUAGCUUUUAGCAGGACAGUUCUCUGGGGCUGUGGACAGUGAUGUGAGACUUCUCUCUGCUGUGAAAAUUCCCACAGUCUCCUUAGGGUUUUCCCCUAAGGUGCACCGCAAGGCACACCUCAAUCUUCCAGACCCAGAGUAUAAAAUCUGUGUUUUUACUGAGUUACAUCAUUCCCAGCAGAACUCUCAUUGUAUUUAUUUUGCUAAGUUAUUGGUGUUUUUGCUUACAUCUCAUAAUCAAUUCCAUACCAGAGUGCUAUAGUCUUCUGUUGUGGUACAUGGAUUUGCUCGAAAUAGAAAAACAUUCCCAUUGGCCCUUUUUAUUAUCAAAUGACAUUGUGAUAGAUCUUCCUCUCUCUUUUUUCUACCUGUUCCUUUCCCUUCUUCCUCCAGACUCGGUACCUCAGGCAGGCAAGGGUACAUUCCUUGAGGCGGCGGGUUCUGGGUUCAUGUUGUUUAGGGAACACUGUGAUCGGGACUUUUUAUAGAGACAGGACGUGUUCUCCUAACUCCUCUGAAUCCCUCUACUCCGUAGUUGGUCUUUGUAUUGUAUUGUAUUUUAUUUGAAACAGGAUCAUGCUAUAUUGUCCAGGCUGGCCUUGAACUCUUGAUCCUCCUUCCUCAGCCUCUCCAGGAGCUGGGAUUAUAGGUGUGUGCCACCGUACCUGGAUCCAUAGUUGGUCUUUAUCUUGGCUUUGACUAUCCUACAACUCAUCAUGUUUUCUGUAGGACUUUCCUACAGCCUUAGGAAGUACACAAGCAGCUGAGUGUGCUACUAUAGGAAACAGGUAAACUUGGGCUGAGUCUUAGGCUGUAUUUGGCUGACAACUGGAAGCCGUAGUCUGUUUCUGUGGGUCAGGACUGAGCUCACCAUCUGGCUUCGUGAAUAAUGGUGCCCUGGGACCUCAGGCAGUCUCCUCAUUGGUAAAGUGAAGGUGCUGGGCCUGAUCAUCUCUGUGUCUCUUCAAGUUCUUGUAUUUUGUUUCUGUGGCAUAUUCUUUGUAUAAUGAAUUUAAUAAAUUAAAUUAUGCUAAUGUGUCUCUUUGA
Molecule: messenger RNA, 2894 nt
Organism: Chinchilla lanigera (long-tailed chinchilla)
Lineage: Eukaryota; Metazoa; Chordata; Mammalia; Rodentia; Chinchillidae
Gene: Tuft1
Product: tuftelin 1
Exons: 13
Coding region: 81-1253 (390 amino acids)
Biological process (GO): intracellular signal transduction
Cellular component (GO): I band; intracellular anatomical structure
Source: RefSeq, a predicted model, not a curated record